Messenger RNA from Hyaloscypha bicolor E, 1785 nucleotides. Its product is annotated as uric acid-xanthine permease. The record is from RefSeq and is a predicted model, not a curated record. Gene Ontology annotation, cellular component: membrane; fungal-type vacuole. Bases 1 to 1785 code for a protein of 594 amino acids. Gene Ontology annotation, molecular function: xanthine transmembrane transporter activity. NCBI's taxonomy places the organism in Eukaryota, Fungi, Ascomycota, Leotiomycetes, Helotiales, Hyaloscyphaceae. The transcript is spliced from 4 exons. Gene Ontology annotation, biological process: xanthine transport; transmembrane transport.
AUGUCCGAAGAUGCUAUCGUACCGGCCAAUGCCCGAAAGCCGACUUUUGGGGACCGCGCCUCAAGCCUUGGACGCCGUAUUGUGAAGAAGUUCACAACCAAGCAUGGCCUCCUCGGUGACUACGACUAUGGCUUCCUGUUCCUGCCCAACAUCCCAUUCAUGAAGAAGGACCCCCGUGCCGCUCCAUUCUUCGGCCUCAAUGACCAGAUGCCUGUUGUCCUAGCACUUUUGCUUGGUUUCCAGCAUGCGCUUGCCAUGUUAGCUGGUAUUAUUACUCCUCCUUUGAUCAUGAGCGGUCAAGGAGGUGUCAAUCUGUCGGAGGGAGAACAGCAGUAUCUCGUUUCGACUUCUCUGAUUGUGUGUGGGAUUCUGUCUGCUGUUCAGAUCACGAGAUUUCAUAUCCGUGGAACACCAUACCACAUCGGAACAGGCCUCAUCUCCGUCGUCGGCACCUCAUUUGCAAUCAUACCUGUCGCUUCUGGUGCUUUCAAGCAAAUGUACGCUAAUGGCUUCUGUCCAAGUGCAGCAGACGGCACGCCCCUCGCCUGCCCAGACGCCUACGGCGCCAUCAUCGGCACCGCAGCCUGUUGCGCUCUUGUCGAAAUCCUCAUCUCAUUCAUGCCUCCUCGUUUCAUCCAGAAACUCUUCCCGCCCAUUGUUACCGGUCCAACUGUCAUGUUGAUCGGUGUCACUCUCAUUGGCGUCGGGUUCCAGAACUGGGCCGGAGGCAAUGGCCCUUGUGCGGCGAGACCGACGGAUGGGUUCUUCGAGCUCUGCCCCAAUAUCGCUGCCCCGCAUGCGCUGCCUUGGGGGAGUGCUCAGUAUAUCGGCCUUGGAUUCUCAGUCUUCGUUACCAUCCUGCUCUGUGAGCGCUUCGGAUCUCCUAUCAUGAAGUCCACAAGUGUCGUGAUUGGACUACUUACUGGUUGCAUUAUCGGUGGAGCCACAGGAUACUUUGACCGCUCUGGCAUUGACUCAGCUCCAUCAGCAUCCUUCAUCUGGGUAUACACUUUCAAACUCCAGGUCUAUGGUCCCCUCGUCCUUCCACUAAUGGCAAUUUUCAUCAUCUGUGCUUGCGAGGCUAUCGGAGAUAUCACCGCUACCUGCGAUGUUUCCCGUCUCGAUGUCGAAGGCGAGCUGUUCGAUUCUCGUAUCCAGGGUGGCAUUCUCGCCGACGGAAUCAAUGGAGUCCUCGCCGCUUUGAUGACUAUCACUCCUAUGACGACAUUCGCUCAAAAUAACGGAGUUAUCGCUUUGACACGGUGUGCGAACCGCUCAGCUGGAUACUGCUGUUGCCUGUUCUUGAUCAUUAUGGGUGUUUUCACGAAGUUCGCUGCUUCCUUGGUCGCUAUCCCAGGCCCGGUUCUUGGAGGGAUGACGACUUUCCUCUUCUGUGCUGUGGCAGUUGCUGGUAUGAGUAUCACGUCCAAGGUGCCCUUCGACCGACGAAAUCGGUUUAUCUUGACAGCUGCUAUGUCUCUUGGAUUCGGAGCAACACUCAUACCAAACUGGUUCAGCUACACCUUCACUUACGCUGGUGACAAUCGGGCUUUGCAAGGGUUUUUGGACGCUAUUGUCCUUGUCAUGGAAACUGGGUUCGCGGUGACAGCCGUGGUGGCAUUGAUUCUUAACCUCUCGCUUCCGUAUGAUGUCGAGGAUGAUACUGAGGCCAUCAGUGCGACGGAUGCCCAGGUUGCAACCUUCACAGAACAUGACACCGGGGCUGAAAUGAGUAAGCAGACGCCUGAGGUGGCUGAGAAGAAUGUCGAAGACUUGGCUGUAUAA